Messenger RNA from Aspergillus calidoustus, 2140 nucleotides. Lineage: Eukaryota; Fungi; Ascomycota; Eurotiomycetes; Eurotiales; Aspergillaceae. The record is from the annotation of a GenBank genome assembly.
ACCCGGACACCCCCACCAAAAUUCAACGCGCGUUCAACGCGAAGUUAUUAAAACAACAACCAUGCCACCAAAAGCGCGUCAACCGCCUCGAAACUUGGUGGAGCAAGAGGGGAGGAUUCAACUUGCAAUAUCUGCUUUAAAAAAGCAAGAAAUUUCGUCAGUUCGUCGCGCAGCAACUGUUUUUAAUGUGCCUCCGUCAACAUUGCAUGAUCGACUCAGUGGGAAGCAAUAUCGAAUUGAACAGCGCGCCAAUGGCCACAGGCUUACUGCGAACCAGGAAGCAUCAUUAAUUGAAUGGAUUCUAUCUAGAGAUGCACGUGGAGUCGCUCCUAGGCCUUCUCAUGUGGCAGAAAUGGCUAGUCUUCUUCUUCAAGAGGCAGAUCCAACAUCCUCCCGACCAGUUGGAAAGAACUGGGUUUCUUCCUUUAUAAAUCGACAUGAUGAGGUCAAACCUCGCUUUGCUAGACGAUACAACUACUCGUGCGCGAAAUGUGAAGAUCCCCGGGUUAUAGAGGCAUGGUUCAAGCAGCUAGAGGAGGUUCGAAAGCAGUGGGGUAUACAGGAUGAUGAUAUCUUCAACUUUGAUGAGACUGGCUUUGCCAUGGGCCUAAUUGCAACUACAAAGGUGGUUACCAGAGCUAGUAUGCCUGGUAAACCUCAUCUUGUUCAACCGGGCAAUCGAGAAUGGGUUACUACAAUUGAGUGCAUGAAUUCAAGUGGUUGGAUGGUGCCUUCCUGCAUCAUCUUCAAAGGCAAGCAAUUCAUCGAGGGUUGGUUCGAAGAAUAUGGGAUACCAACUGAUUGGAGGAUUGAAUUAAGCGCGAAUGGUUGGACAACAGAUCAAAUAGGCCUUCGGUGGCUUGAAAAGGUCUUUAUUCCUGCAACAGCUACACGAAAGGUGGGGGGAUAUCAAUUACUUGUUCUAGAUGGCCAUGGCAGUCAUCUCACGCCUCAAUUCGAUAAGAUGUGCGUGGAUAAUAAUAUUAUUGCCAUCUGCAUGCCUCCACAUUCAUCUCAUCUUCUACAGCCUCUGGAUGUUGUUUGCUUUGGGCCAUUGAAGCGCGAAUACGGAGGUCUAGUCGAGGCAAAGAUGCGCUUGGGAUACAACCAUAUUGACAAGCUUGACUUCCUAAAUACAUAUCCUACAGCUCACCAGACAGUCUUCACGCCUCAGAAUAUUCAAAGCGGCUUUGCAGCAGCUGGGAUACUUCCAUUUGAACCUCAGCGGGUGCUUGACAAGCUGAAUAUAUCAAUGGGAACGCCUACCCCCCCUUCAAGCCGUGGAGGAGGUUCAACAGCCUCCUCAUUACUAGCCACACCUCAUACAGCUCAUCAACUCCUCAAGAAGGCAUCCUCAGUCAAGAAGAUGCUUUGGCAGCGCUCUGAGAGUCCUUCUUCACCAUCAAAAAGAACCUUUAAUGAGUUGUUGAAGGGUUGCGAAUUGAUAAUGCACCAGGCAGCAUUCAUGGCGAAGGAAUUACAUGAUCUCCGCGCGGAGAAUGAGAAAACAAAGCGGAAAAAGGGUCGAUCUAGGCGUCAAAUGCCUCCGAAUGAAGGACUUUCAAUACAAGAGGCAAGGGAUCUAAUUGCGCAGAGAAAUGAGCAAUUACUUGAAGAAGGUGGUCCAUCUGCUAGUUCUACUCCAAUUGCUUCUAUCGCGCGAAAACGCGCUCCGCCAACAUGUUCUGAAUGCCAUAUUCAGGGACAUACAAGGACUAACUGUCCUACACGUCGGAAUAAUUAAUAUAAUGAGAAUACUAGUAUUUUGGUGGUGGUGAAUAGCUUCAAAAGUUCUAAGUGUGGUCAAUUUUGGUGGGGGUGUCCGGGUCGACCGGGUGUCCGACUCGGUUGGGAAUUACGUUAGCGGUCACUAAAGUUCGACACUAACUAACUAGCUAACGCGUGAAGCUGGUAACUCCCAUCGCGAGGUGGGAGUCUGCUCCGGGAUGAAUUGUCGCUUGAUCUAUAGGUUAUAAAUACUCUAGCUUAUUCUCAGCGUAUAAAAGGGCAUGUUUUGGUCGAAUGAUCAUCCACGGUCAUGCUAUAUACUCCUAUGGGCCAAAGGACUUGGCACAAUUACUCUCAGAUGAAGCGGUCUCACGUUGUAUUUUGAUAGGAACAGAAAACAACUGGCGGAUAA